This is a messenger RNA of Talaromyces marneffei, 948 nucleotides long. RefSeq lists its product as uncharacterized. Gene Ontology annotation, biological process: carbohydrate metabolic process. The record is from RefSeq and is a predicted model, not a curated record. The coding region runs from base 1 to 948 and encodes 315 amino acids. The transcript has 3 exons. Gene Ontology annotation, molecular function: carbohydrate binding; isomerase activity. Lineage: Eukaryota; Fungi; Ascomycota; Eurotiomycetes; Eurotiales; Trichocomaceae.
AUGGACCGCGGCAAAAAGCCCGCCUCAAUCGGCAUCGGAGGCUCCAUCCCUCAACCCACCGUCAAUAUCAACGACAAUGGCACCAUCGACGCAAAACUACCCUCCGGUGAAUCUGUGACUGUCCACUUGUUCGGCGCAACGGUGAUUUCGUGGAAGCUUGCGACCGGCGCGGAACAAUUGUUUGUGAGCUCCAAGGCGAUUUUGGAUGGAUCAAAGGCUAUUCGCGGUGGAAUUCCAGUUGUGUUUCCUGUAUUCGGCCCCCCGCCUCCAAACCAUGCCACCUCCAGUCUCCCUCAACACGGUUUCGCGCGUUCCUCAAACUGGGAGUACCUGGGUAAAUCAUCUUCCGAGUCUUUGGGCAACAAGGCAGAUACAACGGUCAAGCUGGAUUUCGGAUUGUCCUCGAGCAUGAUUUCCGAGGAGUUCCGCAAGGCCUGGCCGUAUGAGUUUGGACUUGUGUAUAGCGUCACUCUUAGUCCGGAUAGGUUAGAGACUUCUUUGCAGGUGCAGAAUAAGGGAUCGGAAUCGUUUGAUUUCCACGUUCUGUUGCAUAAUUAUUUCAAGGUUCCCGACGUCUCCAAAAUCGCGGUCACAAACCUUCAGAAUAAAAUAUACAUCGACAAGGUCGACGAUAAGAAAGAGAAGACCGAAACCACCAAUGAAAUUACCAUCACCGGCGAAACUGAUCGCGUCUACCUUGACGUUGACCCCUCGGAUCCCGUCAGUAUUGUCGAAAACGGACAGCCUCUAUUCACAAUCAAUCGCAAGGAACUCAAUACUGUGACGGUCUGGAACCCAUGGGUGGAGAACGCCAAGAAGAUGAGUGACUUUGGUGAUGAGGAGUAUAAAGGGAUGGUGUGUGUCGAGCCGGGAGCUGUGAAGAGCUGGUCUGUUCUGGAGGGAGGGGAUGCAUGGGAGGGUACUCAAACUAUCCGGCCUAGAUUGUAG